Messenger RNA from Lasiosphaeria miniovina, 4023 nucleotides. RefSeq lists its product as uncharacterized. The record is from RefSeq and is a predicted model, not a curated record. The transcript has 6 exons. Gene Ontology annotation, molecular function: protein kinase activity; protein binding; ATP binding. NCBI's taxonomy places the organism in Eukaryota, Fungi, Ascomycota, Sordariomycetes, Sordariales, Lasiosphaeriaceae. The coding region runs from base 1 to 4023 and encodes 1340 amino acids. Gene Ontology annotation, biological process: protein phosphorylation.
AUGCAGCAGUCGGAGCUAUCAACCCUGGAACGCAUUCGAGCGCUUGUUCGAGCCAAAGCGGCCGAGAUGCCUGAUGAUCAGGCCGGGCAGGGGGCAGAAGCUACGGAGCCCGGCAUCCUUGAACUGAUCUAUCUCGAAAGCUUUACCACUCUGCAUUAUGGGCCCUUGUUGGAGGGACGCGCUGCGCCCUUCAAUUUUGGCAUGGGCUAUCCAGCUUUGAGAGUUGCCGGCAUGAUCGCGCAAGGUGGCUCGUUUUCCGUCCGCCGCGUCGUUGAUCACCGCGAAUAUGGGGUUACGGGUUUCGUCGUUGUAAAGCAGCCGGUUGUCAACGAAUGGCGGGUUGGUGCCGGAUUUGCAGAGAAGCUGCGAGACGUGAUGACGGAGCUUCGUGUGCUAACUCACCGCCCUUUGCGAAACCAUCCCUAUAUUGUCAAUCUCCGGGAAAUUUUCUGGGAUACACAUGCGGACUUGGCAGACACGGUGGCUCCGUCACUGAUCCUGGAGUAUGCGAACCUGGGAUCCUUGUCUGAUCAUCAGGACCCGGAUCGGCUAUGCUUGCAUGCGGGGGCCAAGAAUAAGAUCUGUGAGAACGUCGCAUUGGGCCUCUCAUUUCUGCACAUGAGUGGGAUUAUUCAUGGCGAUGUGAAGAGCCAACAAGCGAGCGACGUCGACUUGCCCAAGGCCGAGGCUAUUCUGAGAUCGACUGUUCGCCUCGAUCCGGAACUCAGAGCAAAAAACCUCGUAACCAUCCUGGAAAUCUGUCAGCAGCCAAACGACCCAGGUGGCUAUCUACAGAUCGACGCGUUGAUGAGACUAUUUGAUCGACUAAGAUCAAAGAUCGAUACUGUUGGUAUCGGCGGUCUAGUCGACCUCGAACUUCAGAACGGGGCAGAGAAGAUGGCAAAGAUAUCCGCGCUAGAGCCGGCUCCUCUGAACUACGGAGAUUUCAGCAUAUCACUUCCCAAGUUUCCAGUCUACAUGCAUCGCCUCCGCUCUUUGCACCCCAGCUUCCGGGCCCUAGUUGGUGAGAUGCUUCUGGAGCGGGUUCGAAACUCUCCGCCAGCUCAGGAAAAGGCCUGGGCAUACCUGGCCUUGGGUGUUUUCCGCAUCCAAGGGGCUCACUAUAAUUUGGACGGUCCUGGCGAGGAAGGGAUGCCGGACACCCUCCCACUUCCAAAGGCAGAAGAUGCUAUCUUCAAAUCUGCCGAGCUCGGCAACCCACUUGCCCAAAGCCUUGUGCCAAAAAUGAUCGCCUUGUUAGAUGAGAAACAUAAGAUCGACACAGAGACGGUCGUCGAUAUGUUGGUCAAUUCGAUGCGUGAGGGAUCCCGCAUCGCGAGGAUCGAGCUCCAGCGCCUCUCCGUGGAAGCGUUUGAAGGAGCUGUGGCAUCUAUUGAAGAGGGAAGAAGAGCUCUCAGUGAAGAACUGGACACCGACGCCGAGCAGUUGCCGCACGCCCCUCCUCUAUAUUCUGCUCUUUUUGAGCGGCCGAACUUCUCCGCACUGGAUCCCGCGGCACAGCGAGUCUUGCACCGUCCUGGGGUGACAGCAUUGCACCAAGCCGUCUACCUUGGAUCUUUGUCAACUUGCAAAUAUCUCGUCGAACGUUAUCAUUACGCGGGAUGUAUCGAUGUACGUUCUAACGAGCUGGAGACCCCUCUCCACUUCGCCGCACGGAACGCACAAUGCGACGUUGCUCGGUACCUACUGGAAAGGGGCGCGGAUCCAAAGGCACAGACAAAGGACGGACUGACAGUUCUCCACAUGGCCUUGCUGUCGUAUAAGCAAGAAACUAACAUGUUGGAACUGCUUCUCGCGCACGGCGCCGAUGUACGGGCCGUUGCGGAUCACAAAACGGACGACUUCUUGCCGGAUUGCUACGACUACUACCUUGACUUUGCAGGCAGUGCUCUGCAUUUCGCUACCACGAUACAGAAUCUUCCAGCUGUCGAAGUCCUGCUUGAAGCGGGCGGGGAUGCUAAUCAGAUAGAUUACGGGCGUAACCAGGUGACGAGUCCGCUGAUGAUUGCCAUCAAGCACCACUCACUACCUCUACUGAAGCUUCUCCUCCGAUACGCCGUCACGGGGGAUAACAGGCCUGAGCCUAGGAUUUAUCUAGAGCUCUGCAAUCGGGACUCAGAUCCCCUGAUAAAGAAGCUCUGGUGGACAGAGGAGCCUCCGGACAAAUUUCCCUCUCGGGCGGCGGCCCUCAUGCAACAUGCGGGCAUCGAAGUCAAACUUCGCGAGCUCUUGAAUUUGACGCUGAGGAAGGACUUGAAUGGCGCCGAGAAGCUUUUGCAUAUUCUGAGAAAGUCCGUGCUCGGGCCAAAGACUCCGGUCAAGCUGUUCGAGGUCCCACUUGAAAAACCUGCCGGAGAUGCUGGAAUGAGUGAAGAUCUCAUCACUGCACUCUGGAUCGCGGCGCUUCGAAGUGACGACGCCCAGCUGUUAGACCACUACACGAGGAAACUUGGGGUUGAGGACAGAAGUUUGACCAAGAUGUCAAAACGCGCACUUGGUAAGCUCGCCGAGGAUGUGGAAAUGAGCGAGGAUCUUAUAAAGGUGCUCUACGAGUCUCUCAAGGUCAACAGCAGGGAAGUCAUCGAAACGAUCUUGAAAUAUAUGCCCCGACCACUUCCCUCCCGCCACUCAAACGGCACCCCCCUGCUCAACAGUUUGGCUUUUCGCCAGCCCGAGCCUCGUUCCCAUACGGCCGCCAUCGUAAAGAUGCUUGUCGAGAGCGGGGUCGAUAUCCACGCUACCGGCGACGACGCCGCUAUCGACGUCCUGCUGGACCCUGACGUCGUUGGCGCCGACAAUCAAUUUUCGACCGAGGACGUCGGCCACGCCAUCGAAGGGUGCAUCAUAAAGGGUGGCCCCCUCUCCUAUAAGAUGCUGCGAAUCCUCUUUGCGCGGCGGCCUGACACCCUCUGUACGCCCCUUCCAACGAGGACGAAUUGCGCCUGCUCGGAUACCCCCUCGGAAGUGGCAACAGGAGCGCACAAGUCGAUUGCGUGCCGUUGGGAUUCGAACUACCUCCGUGGCCUCGCGGCGUCAACCAGAUUCCAGAAGGACGAGGAGGUUGCCAGCUUGCUCGCCGAGUUAAUCCAGCGCACUCGGGCCAUCGACGCGGGCCGUGGCGAGGAGGCGCUGCGAGCUCGGCUGGAUGAGCAAAUUCCUAAUUGGAAGGGGACGCCGCUCCACUACGCCGCCCAGUGGGGAAGCGUGGAAGUAGCCAAGAUUUUGCUACGGGCCGGGGCCAAUGUGAAUGCUCAGGUAGAGAUGCGGCGGCCCGACAGGUCCACCUGGGCAAAUGAGGGUAUAUCUCUGGGAGAGGUAGUAGUCAUGAGCAGGGUGAAGGUCUUGCUGGAGACGGAGAUCGCUCAAGCGGAGGCGUCCCAAGAUGAUGACGCUCAGGCAGAGGACUCUCAGAACGAGGGCUUCCAGGAUGACGACCCCGGAGACGAGGACUCCGAAGACGACAGCGUUCAAGGCGAGGACCUGAAAGCUAAAAGUUUCAAUCCAAUCACGCUCCUUAAACUAAUCAUACUACGAAGAAGAAAAACAAAGCGCAAAGCAGAGCGUGUAAAGGCAAAAAUUGAGCGUAUACGGGCGAUAAUUGAGGGUAUCCAGCAUCUGCAGGCAAAGGUGGAGCGCCAAAUGGAAAAAUUCCAACGAGAGAUCGCGGCAAUCAAGCGCAAAAGACGAAUCGACGCGCUGGAAUCGUCGUCACGCGAGUUGGCACAAAAGGCACUUCCCACCUUGUACGGUGAGACACCGCUCGACUUCUCAACAACCCGUGACUGGGACAGGUCACUGGAGGGGUGGCCUGAGCAGGACAAGGCGUUUGUGAGAAGGCAACGAAUGCAGGGCGGGACGCAUCGGGAGGAGCGCGAGUAUAACCAGCAGACGUCGACAAUGGUCGAUCUGCUCCGGGAGAACGGAGCCAUGAACUGCGAAGAGCUCUAUAUGGACAAGGUGAUGGCCCUAGCAUCCGCAUUCCCAGACUAUGCAGACAAGUAG